Molecule: messenger RNA, 2443 nt
Organism: Mucor mucedo
Lineage: Eukaryota; Fungi; Mucoromycota; Mucoromycetes; Mucorales; Mucoraceae
Product: sulfate transporter family-domain-containing protein
Exons: 6
Coding region: 1-2394 (797 amino acids)
Biological process (GO): transmembrane transport
Cellular component (GO): membrane
Molecular function (GO): sulfate transmembrane transporter activity
Source: RefSeq, a predicted model, not a curated record
AUGCGAGAAGAAGGCUCUAUUGUGAUUGACUAUGAAACAAUCGCUACUAAGCAAAAGAUUCAACAAUUCUUUGGAAAGCUACCCAAGUUUUUCAAAAAUUACUUUGCAAGUAUAUUUCCAAUUCUUCAGUGGAUCCAUAGAUACAAUCUCAGUUGGCUCGUACAAGAUGUCAUUGCUGGUGUAACAGUUGGGAUAGUGAUUGUACCUCAAAGCAUGGCUUACGCCAAAAUUGCUAAUUUGGAUCCUCAAUAUGGUUUAUAUACUUCUUUUGUCGGUGUUACUCUUUACUGUUUCUUUGGUACAUCCAAAGACAUAAGUAUCGGUCCUAUAUCUACGGUAUCGUUGCUUGUAAGUACCGUUGUUAAUUCCGUUAUCAAAGUCAAUCCUACAAUCACACCCUCUGAAGUUGCAGUUACUCUCGGUCUUUUUGCUGGAAUAAUUAGCAUUAUCAUUAGUCUGUUAAGACUAGGUAUGUUAGUAGAUUUUAUACCAGAGCCCGCCAUUGCCGGAUAUAUGACAGGGUCUGCUAUCACAAUUGUUCUCAGUCAAUGGCCUAAACUUUUCGGACUCCCUGAUGUAACCACACAUGCUCCACCUUACCUUAUAUUCGGGAAUAUUCUUAAAAAAUUACCACAAACUCAUCUUGAUGUUGCCUUUGGCUUAUCCUCGCUUGUUUUUCUGUACGGCGUAAAGUUUAUUUGUGCUCGGUUUACAUGCCGCUCACCUGUCUUACAAAAAUCAGUUUUCUUAUUCGGUAUCAUGCGAAACGGCCUUAUUGUUAUUUUAGGUACAUUCAUUUCAUUCUUGAUCAACAUGGGAAAGGAAGUAAGUCCUAUUUCGGUCAUCCAAUCUGUACCUCCAGGUUUUGAUCACAUGGCCGUUCCUCGUCUUCAUUUUGACAUUCUUCAAGAAGCUGGCGGUGUGCUUCCUUCCAUUGUGAUUAUUCUAAUUCUGGAACAUAUCACGGUCGCAAAGUCCUUUGGAAGGAUUUAUGAUUAUCAAAUUGAUGCAGAUCAAGAGAUUUUAGCUAUCGGUGUAACAAAUGUCGUGGGUGCAUUCUUUGGAGGUUAUCCGGCUACAGGUGCCUUCAGUCGUACAGCUAUUAUGGCAAGAUCCGGUUCAAGAACACCAAUUGCUGGUGUCUUUUCCGGUGCGGUGGUUGUCCUAGCCUUAUAUGCUCUCACACCUGCCUUUUAUUAUAUACCUGAUGCAGUCCUUGCCGCUGUAGUUAUCCAUGCAGUAUCUGACUUGGUAUCUGGAAGUAAAUACUUGAAAGAGUUAUGGCGCGCGAGUACGGCCGAGUUUAUUGUCUGGGUUUCUGCAGUUGUUGUCACUAUUUUUGUCGAUGUUCAAAUGGGUAUCUAUGCUGCUGUAGGUCUUUCUAUGCUUAUAAUGCUCUACAGAUUUGCUCGGCCUCCCAUCCAAAGUUUAGCUAGAAUCUCCCUUGAUAAAAAUGCCGAUGAAACAACCAAACAAAUGUUUUUGGAUAAAUUAGGCAACAAAACCACUACCGACGCUGCCACAGAUACAAACAAACAUUAUUUGUAUGUAGAUGAAGUCGACCCUAAUUUCCAAAAUUAUAUUACUGAGUUACCGUCAGGCUUAGUGGUAUUGCGUCUUUGUGAUUCCAUACUUUAUCCGAACGCCGAGCAUAUAUCAGAAGCAAUUACGCAUCUCAUCAAACAAAAAACGCGAUGUGGUAACAUAGAAUAUAUGAACAAAAGUGACAGUGAAAAAUCGUGGAGCCAAAGUCCCCAUACCGAAAAUUUCAAUGCUAUCAAACUUCCGGUUCUAGAAGCAAUUGUUCUAGAUUUUGCAGCUGUGUGCAGAGUAGACUCAACUGCUUUACAAAACUUAAUUACUGUAAGAGAAACUUUGGAUCGAUAUGCUGGUUGUUCGGUCGAAUGGCAUUUCACGGGACUUCAAGGUCAAAGUGUCCGUGGUUCCUUACUAAAUGCAGGUUUCGGGUCGUAUGAACAAAGUGAUAGAUGUGGUAUGUCUUCGUCUUUGAGUUCUGGUAACAAUUCAUUAGUCUCUCUGGCCUCUGCUGGUAAUCAUCACCCUCCUACAAACGAUAAGUUUCCGCUUAAGCAUAUGGUGGUUAACAAUAAGUCUGGGCUCGAAUCCACCGGCAACUUCAUUUACGAUUUGGAAACAUCCGGAACUGCUAAUACUACAGAUAUGGAUAAUACCAUUCCCACAGAUGUUCAUGCAGAUUGCCGUAGUCUAAGACCUAAUUACUACACUCCCACUGAUCGAUAUCCAUGCUUCCAUUGGGAUGUUGACUCGGCUGUGCGAUCGAUUUGCACCAGAUGGUACAAUGAGACUUUAAGUUCUCCUUCAGAAGAAAAGACAGAUGUUAAUGGUGUUGUUGUGACCACAGCCGAAUUAUAGAUUUCAGCUGAACACCUUUUUCUCCUUUUUAUUAUAUUUCCUUUAUUUA